CAGAUAACAAGCAGCUCUCUUUCCUCCUUCGACUUUGCCAUUGUCAUCCAACAUCACAAACAUAACCAAAAUGUCUGCAGCAAGACUUGUCCUCAGAUCAGUUCGCGCCUCCCCGCGCAUUGUGCGUCCCUUUAGCUCGGCCACUGCCCGCUUCAGCGAUGCUCCUCGUCCCAAUGACACUGUCGACGCAUACCGCAAGGCUCAGACCGAGAAGCCUCUCAACCCUCAUUUGACCAACACCACCUCGACCAUCGCCAAUGAGAUGCCUAGCAUUGGCAAGGACAACGUCCCUCCGGAGAUGAUCACCAGCGUGGACCCCAGCUUCACAGCCAAGGAUUCUGUGCCUGAGAACACCGAGAGAAUGACCGGAGGUACCCAGUCCGGCACUCCCGAGUCUGGUGUCAACGCCGAUCUUGAAGUAGGUGAAAUGGAGGGAGGUUCUUUCCGCGUUGAGCCCUUGAGGAGGACAGGCGAGGACACCAACACCACCAGGGCUAGACUCUUAUACCAAAGCAGGAAAAGAGGAACACUAGAGAGCGAUCUCCUCAUGUCCACCUUUGCCGAUCGCUACCUCGAAACUAUGUCACCUAAGCAACUCCAACAAUACGAUCUUUUCCUCGAUGAGAAUGACUGGGAUAUUUACUACUGGGCUACCCAAGAGCCUACUCCUACUUCCCUGGAGUACGCCGAAGGAGGCGGUCCUGACCAAGCUACUCCUGUAGCUCAGGGCAAGCCUGCCAAAGACCAGCCUGUUCGCCCUGCUGGUACUGGUGAGUGGGCACAGACUGUUGGACUCUUCAAGCCUGCCUACCGCCCGGUUCCCCAGCGAUGGAAGAACUCUGAAGUCUUGGCUAUGUUGAGACAGCACGUCAAGGACCGCAGCGCCGGAGGAGUCCUCGAGGGCGACAAGUCUGGCGAAGCUACACCGGACAACAAGAGUGGUCAAGGCAUGGGCUUCAUGCCUGAGCUCAAGAACUUUGACAAGUAAAUCACUGUCUUUUUCGCAGUAAAUACCCCUGUAUAUACGUAACCUGCAGCCCAUAAAAUAUCACCCUUUUCAGC
Messenger RNA from Aureobasidium pullulans EXF-150, 1062 nucleotides. Its product is annotated as DUF339-domain-containing protein. Bases 71 to 988 code for a protein of 305 amino acids. Gene Ontology annotation, biological process: mitochondrial electron transport, succinate to ubiquinone; mitochondrial respiratory chain complex II assembly; protein-FAD linkage. Gene Ontology annotation, cellular component: mitochondrion. The record is from RefSeq and is a predicted model, not a curated record. NCBI's taxonomy places the organism in Eukaryota, Fungi, Ascomycota, Dothideomycetes, Dothideales, Saccotheciaceae. The transcript is spliced from 2 exons.